GUCAAUCAAAUGACGUUGUGUUUCUCCAGGUGCAAGACCAACUGCUGCAUUGGUGCAAUAGGAGCUGCAAUACAAAUAUAGGAUGGCUUCAGCUACAGAUGCACGAUAUGGGCAGAAGGAGUCCUCCGAUCAGAACUUUGAUUACAUGUUUAAGAUCCUGAUCAUUGGGAACAGCAGCGUGGGCAAGACCUCCUUCCUGUUCCGCUACGCAGACGACUCUUUCACGCCAGCCUUCGUCAGCACAGUGGGCAUCGACUUCAAAGUGAAAACCAUCUACAGGAACGAGAAGCGCAUAAAAUUGCAGAUCUGGGAUACUGCUGGCCAGGAGAGGUACAGGACCAUCACAACAGCGUAUUACAGAGGAGCCAUGGGCUUCAUUCUAAUGUACGACAUCACAAACGAGGAGUCUUUCAAUGCAGUGCAGGACUGGUCCACACAGAUAAAGACAUACUCGUGGGACAAUGCUCAGGUCCUGCUGGUUGGUAAUAAGUGUGAUAUGGAAGAUGAGCGUGUGGUGAUGGCAGAGCGGGGCAGGCAGCUGUCUGAGAGCCUUGGAUUUGAGUUUUUCGAAGCCAGCGCAAAGGACAAUAUUAACGUGAAGCAGACGUUCGAGAGGCUUGUCGACAUUAUCUGUGAGAAGAUGUCAGAGAGCUUGGACGCUGCAGACCCUGCCGUCACCGGAGUUAAACCAGGACCCCAGCUCACCGAACAGGCCCCACCACCACACCAGGACUGUGCCUGCUAGAGACCCCAUCUCCUCCUGCCCCAAAUACCACAACCAUCAGGAAGGAACAACAUAGAAUACACACACACACACACUCAGUAGUAAUAGCCAAUGGGACCUUCUGUAUGUAGCCAAUGUUCCAAUAUUCCACAGGAUUACAUAGCAAGCCUACAGUAUCCUCCCAGUAUAUUCUAUGAAAAAUUAUUCCAUUGUCGUAGUGGAUUCUUUUAAGACCUCAAAAAUGUAUAUAGGGGACGUAUAUAUUAAUAAAAUAUGAA
Molecule: messenger RNA, 1002 nt
Organism: Polyodon spathula (Mississippi paddlefish)
Lineage: Eukaryota; Metazoa; Chordata; Actinopteri; Acipenseriformes; Polyodontidae
Product: ras-related protein Rab-3A
Exons: 5
Coding region: 83-745 (220 amino acids)
Biological process (GO): maintenance of presynaptic active zone structure; regulation of synaptic vesicle fusion to presynaptic active zone membrane; protein localization to plasma membrane
Cellular component (GO): synaptic vesicle membrane; axon; endosome
Molecular function (GO): GTP binding; GTPase activity
Source: RefSeq, a predicted model, not a curated record